Nematostella vectensis (starlet sea anemone) is the source of this 4719-nucleotide messenger RNA. Its product is annotated as ATP-citrate synthase. Gene Ontology annotation, biological process: acetyl-CoA biosynthetic process; fatty acid biosynthetic process; tricarboxylic acid cycle. The transcript is spliced from 29 exons. The record is from RefSeq and is a predicted model, not a curated record. Gene Ontology annotation, molecular function: zinc ion binding; ATP citrate synthase activity; nucleic acid binding. The coding region runs from base 475 to 3630 and encodes 1051 amino acids. Gene Ontology annotation, cellular component: cytosol. NCBI's taxonomy places the organism in Eukaryota, Metazoa, Cnidaria, Anthozoa, Actiniaria, Edwardsiidae.
GCCUAAUUCGGCAUACUGGUACUAGUCCUCAUCUUCUGCACUGACCCAUUCAUUUUGUCAGAUCUUGAAAGCAAACUUGUUUUUUCAAUGCGAAAGAUUCCCAAAAAUGAGCCCUGGCUUGAACAUUUAUUCAAAUUUAUUCAACUCUAAUUCUCCCAGAGUACCCUGUGCACCUUGUCACAUACUUCAAACGUGCAAGUCUUAAAUUACGUGCUAAAAGAAAAUUACAGGAUAUCAAAUCCCCCUACUGUUGUAGUUUUACUUCCGGUUAAUUAGCAUAUCUUUCGCACAUGCGCACCCGGAUUGAGUUCCUCGUGUAGUCCGCCAUGUUUUGUACUGUGUUAAUAAAAUAGGUGAAUACAAAGCCUUCAAGUCAACUUAUUACAUGGUGUCAGAAGCAAACUGAAGGAAAAUCACUCUCAAACAUACCAGGUCGGUAUUUUACGAGAAAUCUAGCAAGUUUACACAAGGAAAAUGGCCGAACUCACUGGACUCACUAGCCCUCGUAUGGACUGGAAUGCAACCGAUCUUCAACAAGCGCUAAAAAAGUUCAAGGCAACCGUCGAAUUGUACUUUUCUGGCCCGCUUAAGUCCAAAUCGGAGGAAGAAAAGGUCAGUUAUCUGUUGAUGUGGACGGGAGAAGAAGGAAUUGAAUUAGUUUCUACGUGGUCGCUAACCUCAGACGAGAAGAAAAAGCUGUCAACUUACUGGGAGAAGUUUGAAGAAUACGUCGCCCCCAAGAGCAAUUUUCGCUUAGCACGAUUUAAACUACGCACUCUGAAGCAAAAGGACGAUGAACCAGUGGAUUCAUUUAUAAAGAAAGUAAGAUUGCUAGCCAGCGAAUGCAGACCACUGGCUGAAUUUGUACAUGCCCUUUACUCACUUUUUACUGAUCUUUACUUUACUUAUUUGGAGAUCAACCCGCUAGUGAUGGUAGCUGACAAAAUCUAUGCCUUGGAUUUAGCAGCUAAGCUUGACCAAACAGCUGAAUUCAUAUGUAAAACAAAGUGGGGCGACAUUGAGUUUCCCCCACCAUUUGGGAGAGAUGCUUUUCCAGAGGAAGCAUACAUAGCUGAACUUGAUGCUAAAAGUGGGGCUUCCCUCAAGCUUACAAUCUUGAAUAGAAGAGGUCGUAUUUGGACCAUGGUAGCUGGGGGAGGGGCAUCUGUCAUUUACAGUGACACUAUCUGUGACCUCGGUGGUGCAAUGGAGCUUGCCAACUAUGGGGAGUACUCAGGGGCACCAUCUGAGGGCCAGACCUUUGAGUAUGCAAAGACGCUGCUGAAGCUCAUGACAGAGGGUGAACCACACCCAGAUGGAAAAAUCCUAAUUAUUGGAGGUGGAAUCGCAAACUUCACAAAUGUGUCUGCUACAUUCAAGGGUAUUGUGCGAGCACUGCAGAACUUUCAGAAGAAUCUGAUAGAGCACAACGUUGAAGUGUUUGUCAGAAGGGGAGGGCCAAACUACCAAGAGGGACUCAGAAUCAUGAGAGAAGUGGGCUCCAGGCUUGGGCUGAAGAUGCAUGUGUUUGGCACAGAGACACACAUGACAGCAGUUGUGGGAAUGGCUUUGGGAAAGAGAUCCAUUCCAGACAUUGAAGCCUUUGACUCUAAUGAGGCUGCAAACAUGUUUUUCAAUGCAGAAAACAACAAGCCUUCCCCUACUGUGAAGCAGAAUUCUCUAAGCUGGACUGGUGCUGAGGCAGCGGCAUCACCUUGUGGUAUAUCCCGCCCACCGCCGAUUGAGCGCAAGGCAUCUGCUGAAUCCAAAUACACAUUGUUUCAUGAAAAGACACGGGCUAUUGUGUGGGGCAUGCAAGCUAGGGCUGUGCAGGGCAUGUUGGACUUUGACUAUGUGUGUGAACGGAAGUACCCCUCAGUGGCUGCGAUGGUCUACCCUUUUAGUGGCAACCACAAGCAGAAAUUCUACUUUGGACACAAUGAGAUCAUGAUUCCAGUUUACAAGGAUAUGGGUGAAGCAAUGAAUAAACACCCAGAAACUGAUGUAUUUAUCAAUUUUGCCUCGCUGCGCUCUGCUUAUGAUGCAACACUGGAAGCCAUGCAGUUCCCACAGAUCCGUACUAUUGCCAUUAUUGCUGAAGGAAUUCCUGAGGCAAAGACGCGGAUCCUGAACAAGAAAGCUAAAGAGCUUGGGAUUACCAUUAUUGGACCCGCCACUGUUGGCGGGAUUAAACCUGGUUGUUUCAAGAUAGGUAAUACUGGUGGAAUGUUAGAUAACAUCCUGGCAUCUAAGCUCUACCGCCCCGGCAGUGUCGCAUAUGUAUCAAGAUCAGGGGGAAUGUCCAACGAACUUAACAACAUCAUCGCUCGCACAACGGAUGGGGUAUACGAGGGAAUUGCUAUUGGAGGAGACAGGUACCCUGGAACUACGUUUAUCGACCACGUUCUUCGGUAUCAAGACAACCAAGACAUCAAGAUGAUUGUGCUUCUAGGCGAGGUUGGUGGCCGAGACGAGUACGAGAUCUGCGAUGCGAUCAAGUCUGGGCGUGUUAACAAGCCGCUGGUUGCCUGGUGCAUAGGUACUUGCGCCAACAUGUUCACCUCGGAGGUUCAGUUCGGCCAUGCUGGUGCCAGUGCACAUAGCAACAUUGAGACUGCCGUCGCCAAGAAUAAGGCCCUCAAAUCCUCUGGUGCUCAUGUCCCAGACAGCUUCGACUCGCUCUCGGAAGUCAUCAAAGAUGUGUAUGACGGUUUAGUGUCCGAUGGAGUGAUCGUACCUGCCCCUGAGAAGAAACCGCCUACUGUACCGAUGGACUAUCAGUGGGCUCAGGAGUUGGGUCUCAUCCGUAAACCGUCGUCAUUUAUGUCCAGUAUCUGCGAUGAGCGUGGCGCAGAGCUCCUUUACGCCGGGAUGCCCAUCACGGAGGUCUUCAAGGAAGAAAUUGGCGUUGGAGGGGUAUUGUCGUUACUUUGGUUUCAAAGAAGGCUCCCGAAGUAUGCAUGCGACUUUAUCGAGAUGUGUCUGAUGAUCACCGCGGAUCAUGGUCCAGCUGUGUCCGGAGCACAUAACACGAUCGUCACUGCACGUGCCGGCAAGGAUCUUAUCUCUUCCCUUGUCUCCGGACUCUUGACGAUUGGAGACCGAUUUGGUGGGGCUCUGGAUGCGGCCGCGCGCCAGUUCUCAGAAGGCUAUGACACCAAGCAAGCACCCAUGGACUUUGUUAAUGACAUGAGAAAGAAAGGACAGCUGAUUAUGGGCAUCGGGCAUCGCGUCAAGUCGCUCAACAACCCGGAUGUUCGCGUAGUCAUUCUGAAGGACUUUGUCAAGAAGCACUUUCCAGCCACGCCACUGUUGGACUAUGCCCUCGAGGUCGAGAAAAUCACAACCUCUAAGAAACCCAACCUUAUUCUCAACGUUGACGGAUGUAUUGGCGUCUCGUUUGUCGACCUUCUUCGUCACUGUGGGGCAUUUUCCAGGGAAGAAGCCCAAGAAUAUGUAGAGGUCGGCGCUCUGAACGGGCUCUUUGUGCUUGGUCGCUCCAUCGGAUUUAUUGGGCACUACUUGGACCAAAAGCGCCUGAAGCAAGGGUUGUACCGGCACCCGUGGGACGACAUCACUUACAUCAUGCCCGACCAUCUUCAACACUUGCACCCCGCUAGCUUCGAGUAGCACCCAGCCAGGGCCGGGAAUCCCUUGGCCUACCAGAAAAACGUACACACUCCAUCCAGAGAUUGGUACACGAAUUGAGAUAACGUACUACAUAUAAGGGUUUUUGAGUACAGUGCCUUUAGGACAGGGGUUUUGAGUACACGGCUUUUAGGACAUGGUUAUUGAGCACAGGGGUUUGGGUACAGGAUGUUUUAGUGCAGGGCUUUCAAGACAAAGGGAAACGCGAUGAAUAACGUGAGGAUCUAAAUAAAGUAAUUAUGUUCGUUUAUCUAAUUUUUAAAUAUUGAAAGCAUUGUUAUACUUUAGCAGUCGGGGGAUGCCAUUUUUUAAUGUAGUAUGGACUUUUUCGGAGUGAUUCAAUUAACCAGGAGAACUAACUAACUGUUGUGUUGUGUUGGUGGCCGGUAGUGCCAACGCACGUAUAUGAUGACUUAUUGGGGGGGGGCAAAGUCACUCGGUCUAUAGCGUGUACUCUACUUUUCAAGCACACAUAACUUGUGAGGUGAUAUGAAGCACACAUAACUUGUGAGGUGAUAUGAAGCACACAUAACUUGUGAGGUGAUAUGAAGCACACAUAACUUGUGAGGUGAUAUGAAGCACACAUAACUUGUGAGGUGAUAUGAAGCACACAUAACUUGUGAGGUGAUAUGAAGCACACAUAACUUGUGAGGUGAUAUGAAGCACACAUAACUUGUGAGGUGAUAUGAAGCACACAUAACUUGUGAGGUGAUAUGAAGCACACAUAACUUGUGAGGUGAUAUGAAGCACACAUAACUUGUGAGGUGAUAUGAAGCACACAUAACUUGUGAGGUGAUAUGAAGCACACAUAACUUGUGAGGUGAUAUGAAGCAAUGUCUUCUGUCGUGGUUAUUGUGGUUAUCACUGACCAUCGGCCUGGAUUGGUCACCUAGGAAGUCUCAUACAUUAGGGUUGGAACAUUUAUUAAAACGUACUGCCCUAAAAACUAUUUAUAGAGAAUGAUAUAAAGUGCAUUCAACCAACAAUUGAAAGAUUUAAGAAAUCAGAUGUUUACGUAAAAGCGGUCGAAUUGUCUAAGUUAAAGUUCUAAUAAAACAACAAAUAAUAAAA